Molecule: messenger RNA, 3209 nt
Organism: Linum tenue
Lineage: Eukaryota; Viridiplantae; Streptophyta; Magnoliopsida; Malpighiales; Linaceae
Source: the annotation of a GenBank genome assembly
CCCGUCUCGUCUCUCCCCCAUUAACUUUUCUUUCUCCUCUUCUCUCUCAGGUUUUCAUUUCUCUCUCUAGCCUUCUGUUUCGUUCUGUCGGUCCUUUGCUGCCCCGCCCGCCUGCGCCUUUCUUCGCCCACUCAGCAGCCUUCGCGCCCGCCAUACCUUUGAAGGCUUUCGCGCUCUAACUCUAAUGGAGAUGGAUGAAGUUCAAGUCGAUCACAAUGGAGACAUCAAUGGCAAUGAUGAAUCUGCAGAUCAGCAGCCUCUGCAGCUGCUAGAAUCUUCUGGUACAUGCCAAGACGAUGAGCCCGAGAGAGAAACUGAGUUGCUGCCUCGAAUUGGAGAGCAAUACCAGGUCCUUAUCCCACCUAUCGUUACCAAAUCGGUCUACCUCCAAAAUGAUCAUACAUUACCCUCAGAAGGCAAUUCUCUCAAGUUUUCAAUCGGGUUGCCUAUAUCACUAACAUGGAUUAAGGAAGAAGGCGAAAUGAUCAAGAAAGAACUAGAUGAGUUCCUCAAUGCUUUGUCCACUGGUUCCAACAAGAAGGAAACUGGGAAUGCUAAGAUUGAUGAAGUUGUUCAAUGUGGUACUAAAACUUACCUUUUGGUACCUGGUUCGUCUUGCUGUGAUGAAUGGAAUGAUCUAGAAGUGGGGAGCUUUCUGCUUGGUUUGUAUGUCUUUGGGAAGAACCUUGUUCAAGUACAGAAGUUUGUUGAGAGUAAGACAAUGGGCCAGAUACUGUCCUUCUACUAUGGGAAGUUCUAUAGGUCGAGUAGAUAUCGUAAGUGGUCUGAAUGUGGGAAGCAGAAUGGAAGGACUAGAAUGUUUGGACAGAGGAUCUUCACUGGGUCUAGGCAUCAGGAGCUCAUGUCUCGCUUGGUCAAUCAUUCGUCCGAGGAAUGUCAGCACACUUUGCAGAAGGCUGCCAAGUCAUUUGGAGAGGGGCAAAUGACGCUGGAGGAAUAUGUAUUUGCUUUAAAAUCAGCAGUCGGUUUAAAGGCCUUUGUAGAAGCAGUGGGAAUUGGCAAAGGGAAACAAGACCUAACAAGCACUGCCAUGGACUCCCUGAGGUCAACGAAUCAUGGUGGGACAGCUCGACUAGAGAUACCUGUGGGCAAAGAAUGUUCAAAGCUAACACUUUUGGAGAUAGUCAAUAUCCUAACAGGAAGAUACCGGCUGAGCAAAGCUAGGUCGAACGAUAUCUUCUGGGAAGCUGUUUGGCCAAGACUGCUUGCUAGAGGAUGGCGCUCAGAGCAACCUAAAGAUGGUUCCAGAAACUCCCUGGUGUUUAUAGUCCCCGCAGUUAAGAAAUUCUCUCGAAGGAAGCUUGUGAAAGGAGAGCAUUACUUCGAUUCGGUUACUGAUGUUCUGACCAAAGUUGGUUCUCAGCCUUCACUUCUUGAACUUGAUAUUGGGAAGGAAGAGAAUGGUUGGAGUAAAGGUGGAAACUUUGAGGGAGAUAAUUUAGGUGGUAAGGAGCAACACUGUUAUCUUAAACCGAGGAAAUCAGAACUUGGUAGUACGACUGGUUUGAGCUUCACAGUUGUCGAUACGAGCCUGGCUAAUGGGCAAAGCAAGAAGAUAACGCAACUGAGAAAGUUGCCAACUUUGGCUUUGAACAUUUCCCUCCCCAUUAGUGAUUCUGAAGAUAGUAGUAGUAGUAGUAGUGAUGAUGAUUAUUCUUCAGAAGGGCCCACAGAUGCAUCGCAUUCUGCAGGAGACUCGAGUGUUGAUUUAGAUUUUCAUGGAAAUGGCACUGCGAGGCAUAGUUUCCUUGUGAAUGGCUUGAACAGUAAGGCUGCUACUGCUGAUGAUGGAAGAGCUAUGCAGGCGAGAAAGGUUUUUGUGAACAAUCCUCAAGCUAUAAGGAAAAGAAAAGUACCCAGCAAUGGGAAUGCUGAAGUGGACCCGCCAGCUGCAAAAAGGCACCAGAUGAAAACAGCAGCAGCAGCAGCACCACCACCACCACCACCAGCAGCAGCUGCAGCAGUGCCUUGUGAUGCAAGGAAUACCAAAUGCAGAACUUUUGAUGAUUUGGUUGGUCAACGGGUGGAGAAGCAACAACAGAAAGUAGCAGAGCCUUGUGACCCAAGAAAGACUAAUUUCAUAACAUUUAAUGACCAGUUAAUCAGUGCUCCAAGGAUGAUUGAGGAUUAUCCUGUGAACUAUCGCGGACAUGGAUUUCCUUCCCAUGUGCCGAGUCAGCAGCAAGAGAAACUACCUUUCACCAGUUCUUCAUCCAGCUUUAUGAGCAGUACUUCUUCUGCUACUGAAAAUUCCAACGACAACCCUCAAUCUCGGACAUUGAUUGACCUUAAUAUUGCACCGACCCAUCAAGAACCUGAGCACUCAAUGAUGUCUGAAAGGAAGAUCAACGAUGUGCAGACAGAGGACCCUGGAGUCUCAAAUCAGCCAGAGGACCCUGGAGUCUCAAAUCCUUCAACUUCUGACUCUCGUAGACACAGUACUAGAAACCGGCUACUGACUACUAAGGCAAUGGAAGCUCUUGCUUAUGGGUUCUUAAGCUUGACGCCAAAGAGAGACAGCCAUGCAUCGAAACAAGAGUCUAAACGAGCAAAGAAGGCGAGGAUUGGCAGCAGUAGUACCAACUUUGGACCCGAAAUCGUGGAUUUGAAAGGUGGAGAUGAACCAGGAAGCUGUCUGACCAAGAGUAGCAGUAGCAAUGACAUCGAUAACGAGGUUCAUGUUCGAGGUAACGAGCCAUUUGUCAGCUGAGCUUGAAAAUGAGUUGAAACCGUUGAAUGAACCGAGAAACCUGUGUGUACAGCUCAGCUCUCCUAGUUUACUACAUAGGUUACAUCGCAAGAAGAUGAUGGAAACAGAAAAGACCAGGAAGCUGGUAUUCUGGAGUUGGAGUUUUGACUUAAACUUCAUUCAAAAUCAAAUGCCUUGGAAAGAAAAAGUGCUUUGUUGUGAAGGGGAAAUUUAACUCCAUUGUUAAAGAAUCCAUCUUUACAAAUAAUAGUUGAAAACCGGUUACUUUAAUUUGCUUAAUUUUUUAGUCCCAACAACAGAUUUUAGCCUGAUCAUAUAAUGGAAGGCCAGAGUUUAAAUCUCUUUUAGAUUUGCUCCUAAUUGGUUGCUUUGGCAUGUAGAGAUAUGAGGUAGAGCUCAAAGACCAAGAAGUUCAAUUUCUUGCUUUACUUAAUUUAUGGUUAAUGCCAAUUUUAAAUAUGCAUAAGUUAUUAAUUAA